CUCUAUGCAGCGUUCUCUUUCUAUUCCUUUCUACCAUUCACUUACACGGCAAUAUUUGACUUUCGCACUCUGUCUAUGUCUCUAUAGACAUUGUCAUUAACUUAAAAUACUGAUCGACUUGAAUUAUUUGUAACUGCAGUUUGCGUAAAAUGCAAUAUUUUGAGAUUUUUUGUCAGGACAAAUAAUUAUUCGUUGCAUAAAUAUGUCAAAUACAUGGAAUAGAAAUAUCUAUCGCCAAGAACAAGAAGCAUUUGUUUCUGGUCAUGGUGGAACAACCUCCAGAGAGGUCAUAUAUGCACUCAUGCCAAAUAUUUGUAGUAUUCUUUUAACUAAAACUGCAAUGGGUCUUUUAGGACGGAUUAUUCAUAAAAAUAUUAGGGUUAUAAUAGAAUUUGCGUUAAUUGUAAUGCCAUGUAUUUUAUGUUGUACUGUAUUGUCUGAUUAUGUUGUUACAGUAUGUUGUGCCAUGAUUAUAAUAUCUAUUAUUAAUAUUUUAUUAUUAGGAAUUAAUUCUGAUGUUACAUCAAUGUACAAUAUGAGACCGGCUAAUGGCAAAAGGCCCUUCAUUACAAAUUUUAGAGCAUUCACUAACUUAAUAACAGCAAUAUGUAUAUUAGCGAUAGAUUUUCACAUUUUUCCUCGUAAAUUUGCCAAAACUGAAUUGUUUGGGUAUAGUUUAAUGGAUACUGGUGUCGGGUUAUUUAUAUUUGCUAAUGCUUUAGUGGCUCCAGAAGCCAAAGACUUUGCUCUUAAACCUAGAAUAGGCUUUUUCCAUACUAUAUCAAAAAAUAUAAAGCAUUCAGCAAGAAGUUGUAUUCCACUUUUAAUAUUAGGCUUUAGCAGGUCUGUUGCCAUUGAAGUUUUAGGUUAUCAGAAGCAUGUUACUGAAUAUGGGAUUCAUUGGAAUUUUUUUAUUACUCUUGCCUUUGUUAAAUUAUUUACUAGUUCUAUAACAAGUACUAUCAAUUCAAAGUACUCACUGUUAUCAGGAAUUUGGAUUUUAGGAAUGCAUGAAUAUGUUUUGAGUACUAAGGGGUUGAAGGAAUGGGUUUUGAGUAAUAGACCAAGGAAUGAUUUUAUAUCUGCUAAUCGGGAAGGUGUGGUAUCUGUACCUGGAUAUGUUGGGCUUUAUCUAAUAGGUGUAGCAGUUGGUAGGUUAAUACAUUCUACUUAUCAGAAUUCACAUGCACAAGAUUCGUUACUACAUAGGCAUAAAACAUUUCAUAUUAAAUUAUUUGGAUAUGAAUUUGAUGCGCACUAUAAUCAGUCUAUGAUUUUAUGCAUUAAAUUGUCCUUGAUAUCAGCGCAAACAUGUGCAGCUACUUUAUUUUGCGAUGCAUAUUUUGGAGUAUCUAGACGAUUAGCAAAUGCAGGUUAUUGUAUGUGGAUUCUUACUUUAGGUGUUAUGGUACUUACGUUAUUACUAUUGAUAGAAGUAAUAUGUGACAUAUUAAUUCAUGCAACCAUAGAUUCGAAACUUAACCAGAAGACAAAAACAUGUAAAAUGAAUGUAAAAAGUAAGCGAGAUAGUGUGCCUGAUAAAUGCGAGAAAGAUACGAAUAAAAAUAUAAUUGAAAUACUCGAAGCUGUAAAUUACAAUGGUCUAUUUUUCUUUUUAUUGUCAAACUUAAUGACUGGCGCGAUUAAUAUGUUAGUACGUACGUUAUAUUUAAGUCACUUAAAAGCUUUGCUAAUAUUGAUUGCAUACAUGGCUGUAAAUAUAUUAUCGGUUUUAUUAUUGUACAGAAAACAGGUACAAAUUAAAUUAUAAAUACAAAUGUACAAUUCGUUGUA
Molecule: messenger RNA, 1794 nt
Organism: Bombus impatiens (common eastern bumble bee)
Lineage: Eukaryota; Metazoa; Arthropoda; Insecta; Hymenoptera; Apidae
Gene: PIG-Wa
Exons: 2
Coding region: 203-1771 (522 amino acids)
Biological process (GO): protein localization to plasma membrane; GPI anchor biosynthetic process
Cellular component (GO): endoplasmic reticulum; membrane
Molecular function (GO): glucosaminyl-phosphatidylinositol O-acyltransferase activity
Source: RefSeq, a predicted model, not a curated record